Molecule: messenger RNA, 3420 nt
Organism: Equus caballus (horse)
Lineage: Eukaryota; Metazoa; Chordata; Mammalia; Perissodactyla; Equidae
Gene: GPR50
Product: G protein-coupled receptor 50
Biological process (GO): G protein-coupled receptor signaling pathway
Cellular component (GO): plasma membrane
Molecular function (GO): melatonin receptor activity
Source: RefSeq, a predicted model, not a curated record
GGAAGGGAGGCAGCUGUCCCGGAAGCUCCUGGCAGCAGAGCAGGUGUUCGCUGUCCGGACCUGGCUGGGGGACCUGGCUGGGAGAUCCGGCAGCAACAUGAGUCCUACCCUGGCUGUUCCCACCCCAUAUGGCUGUAUUGGCUGUAAGCUGCCGCAGCCAGACUACCCACCGGCUGUAAUUACCUUUAUGUUCUGUUCAAUGGUUAUCAUCAUCGUCGUAGACCUGAUCGGCAACUCCAUGGUCAUUUUGGCUGUGACGAAGAACAAGAAGCUCCGAAAUUCCGGCAACAUCUUUGUGGUUAGCCUCUCUGUGGCCGAUAUGCUGGUGGCCUUCUACCCCUACCCACUGAUGCUGCACGCCAUGGCCAUUGGGGGCUGGGAUCUGAGCCAGUUCCAGUGCCAGAUGGUUGGAUUCAUCACAGGGCUGAGUGUGGUCGGCUCUAUCUUCAAUAUUGUGGCAAUUGCCAUCAACCGUUACUGCUACAUCUGUCACAGCCUGCAGUAUGAGCGGGUCUUCAGUGUGCGCAAUACCUGCAUUUACCUGGUAGUCACCUGGAUCAUGACCAUCCUGGCUGUCCUGCCCAACAUGUACAUUGGCACCAUCGAGUAUGAUCCUCGCACCUACACCUGCAUCUUCAACUAUCUGAACAACCCUGUCUUUGCUGUGACCAUCGUCUGCAUCCACUUCGUCCUUCCUCUGCUCAUAGUGGGUUUCUGCUACGUGAGAAUCUGGACCAAAGUGCUGGCAGCCCGUCACCUGGCUGGGCAGAAUCCUGACAAUGAGCUUGCUGAGGUUCGCAAUUUUCUAACCAUGUUUGUCAUCUUCCUCCUCUUUGCAGUGUGCUGGUGCCCUAUCAACGUGCUCACUGUCUUGGUGGCUGUCAGUCCGAAGGAGAUGGCAGGCAAGAUCCCCAGCUGGCUUUAUCUCGCAGCCUACUUCACAGCCUACUUCAACAGCUGCCUCAACGCUGUGAUCUAUGGGCUCCUCAAUGAGAAUUUCCGAAGAGAAUACUGGACCACCUUCCAUGCUAUGCGGCACCCUAUCCAGUUCAUCUCUGGCCUCAUCACUGAUGUUCGUGAGACUCGGGAGGCCCAUGCCCUGGCCCGUGCCCGUGCCCAUGCCCGUGACCAAGCCCGAGAACAAGCCCAUGAACAAGACCGUGUCCAUGCGAGUCCUGCUGUGGAGGAAAUUCCAAUGAAUGUCCGGAAUGUUCCACUACCUGGUCAUGCUGCAGCUGCGUCUGACUAUCCUAAGUCAUCCUCUGGCCACUCCAGGUCUGCCUCUGCCCACUGCAAAUCUGCCUCUGGCCACCAUAAGUCAGUCUUUAGCCACUCCAAGCCUGCCUCUGGCCACCCCAAGCCUGCCUCUGGCCACCCCAAGCCUGCCUCUGGUCACUCCAAGUCUGCCACUGUCAACCCUAAGUCUGCCUCUGUCUACUUCAAGGCUGACUCUGUCCAUUUCAAGCCUGCCUCUGUCCAUUUCAAGGCUGACUCUGCCCAUUUCCAGCCUGUCUCCAACCACCCUAAGCCUGUCACUGGCCACCACAUCCCUGCUGGCAGCCACUCCAAGACUGCCUUCAGCCCUGCCACCAGCUGCUCUAAACCCACCACUGGCCACACUAAACUUGCUACCAGCCAGCCUGAGCCCACCACUGCUGACUAUCCUGAGCCUGCUGCCACCAGCCACUCCAAGCCUGCCAUCACCAGCCACUCCGAGCCUGCCAUCACCAGCCACUCCGAGCCUGCCGCUGCUGGCCACCCUGAACUUUCUGCCUCCUGCCACCCUGAGACCACCGCUGCUGGCCACCUUGAGUGUGACAUCACUGACCUCCCUGAGUCUGCCUCCAGCUCUGCCCCUGGGUCCCCAGAGCCUGCCACCAGCCCACUAGAGCUUGCCGCUGCCACUGACCUUCUUGACCCCACUGUGGUCACCACUGCCACCAAUGGUUACCGUGGGGCUGGGGUUAUUGAUGCUGAAGCUGAUUCUGAUGAAAUGGCCUUGUGAGAAAUGCUCUUGGGGUGGCCAAGCACUGGCCCACUUUCGAGUUUGUUCGGCAUAUGUAAUCCAAAGUGAGAUACCUUACUGCAUCUACACACAGACAGACACAUGCAGAUAUUGACUCACAGACACAGUGUAAGCUACAUCCACCUUUCAGGUGUACUCCUCCUUUACAUAGCAUACUGUGAAAAAGUGUGUGUGUGCGCGUGUGUGCUUGCUAUUUUAGAAACCAAAUUUCCCUAAAGUUUGACAUCUGUUGUUCUGAACCUCCCUUUCUUCCUAUGGUUGACCUUGAGCCCACAGUAAUCCCUGAAAUUGUAGACUUUUUGAUUUUCUCCUCUCCCGUGUCCCCCUUUCUCCCUCUGCUCAUUUCCUCCUCCUGGUACCUGCUUUCUUCUCCCAUUCCCCGGGGAGUGGGGGAGCAGUGCAUGCGCAGUGGCAAAGGCUUCUGUAAAGUCAAUGUGACUGCAGAGCUUUAUGUUUCAAGUGUGUAACCCUCUGCUGUACUUUUAAUGGCAGUCUGAAAGGCAAUUGCAAUAAAGUGCAAGUACUUGAAACAGUUUCUUUUCUAAAUUCCAGCAACAAAAUAUUACUCAUAUCUGAAGAACACAAUUUGAUAAGCUCUUAUUAAAAUCAAUUUUAUGCCUAUGAGAUCAAAUGGCAAAAGGAAAGAUAUGGCCACACUAAAUUAUUUCUAUUUUGUGAACAAACAUUGGUGCUGGUUUUUAUAGUCAAACAUGAAUGCAAAUGGUGAGAUGUUUUUACCUUAUUUGUAGUCACUUACCUCUUUUAGUGUUUGCCAAGAUUUUCUUUCAUUUAGUUCCAGAGAAACAAAUCCAUUCAUAAACUAGUUUCUUCUAAAAUCCAAAUUUAUUGUUGCUAGGAUCAAUUAUAGACAUUUUUUAAUAUUACAAUUCAUAACUACUCUUUACCUCAGAGAUUUUUUUAAACAGCCUGAUGCUUUUACACAAUCAGUUUUUACAUCUUUCUUUUUCAUUCAGAAGGGAAUUCGAGGUAAUAACUGGUAGGCAGAAGUGAACGAAGCACUGCCGUGGAGGGUGUAAAUGAGUUUUGCUCCAAAAGCCUUUCUCUCCUGCCUUGUUCCUCUGGGUCUCCCAGCGGGGGAGGGAGGCUGGGAGGAAGAGAUGCCAACAGCAGCCAAUCCCACCAGCCGUGACUGAGGUUCAGUGAUCCACAAUGUUAAGUCGUAGACGUCUUAUAUCAGCACACUUGACAGCCCAGGAAAUGAUUUUUCUCCAGAAUUCAAUGAAAAGUUCUCGUUUAAUAAAAAUUUCCAUUAUUGACUCAAAUUGACACUUAAAGCAAAGUUUACUGUGCAAAUGCUUGUGAGGAUAAGUGGAAAUGUAUUAUUCUGCCUUAAUUCGAUUCUGUAUUUGUGGUAGCAAUUAAAUAAAAGUGUU